AUGAGCUCCAGUGAGGAAGACGAUUUGGUUGAAGAGGUGGAUGAAGAGGGAGAAGAAGAUGAAGAAGAAGUGGAAGAAAAUGAAGAGGAAGGGGAGGAAAAGGAGGUAGAGAAGAAAGAGGUGGAGGGGGAAGAAAGUGACACGGAAAGUUGUAAGCCAGUGAAGAAGAAAAAGGAGAAAGAGAAGAAGCCCACACCAGGGGUGGUGUAUUUGUCAAGAAUUCCUCCGUUCAUGAGACCACGUAAGGUCCGCCACCUCCUCUCGAGGUACGGGGAGGUGGGGAGAGUGUACCUGGCCCCCGAGGCACCCCAGACCCAGCGCAGGCGACGCAGGCUCAAGAAGAACAAACGACGGAAAUACACCGAAGGGUGGGUGGAGUUUCUGGACAAACGGGUUGCCAAGGCAACGGCACAGGCCAUAAACAACACACAGAUUGGAGGGAAGAAACGGUACUAUUACCAUGACGACAUCUGGAACAUGAAAUACCUUCCAAAAUUCCGAUGGUACCACCUCACAGAGAAAAUUGCCUACGAGCAGGCAGUGGAGGAACAGAAACACAGACUGGAGAUGUCCCAGGUGAGGAGAGAGAUGGAGAAGGUGAUGGAGAACUUUGAGAAGAAGCAGGAGGUGUCGGCCAUCAUCGACCGCAAGAGAAAGAGAGGAGACGAGCUUCUGCAGAUGUGGGGUCGUAAAGACAAGCAGAAGCGAGGGGAGAGACGGAAAGGGGGCGGAGCCAGCAAAGGAGGCGCAGGCCUGCCGUUUAUGGGACUGGGUGUCCCUCCAGGUGCAGAAGAGUCUGAGGAGGCGCUAGAGGCAGAGUUGCUGGCCCUACACGGGAAAUCCCCUGUUGCUGGGAAGGGGAAGAAGGGUUCGGGGAAGGGUUCGAAGGUGAUGUCGUUGAAUGAGAUUGAUUCCAUGGUGGCAGGUCUUGACAAUGUGGGAGAGAGUGAGGAAGAUGAUGAUGAAGAAGGCAGUGAGGCAGAAGAUGACAGCGACCUGCUCGCUGAGCUGCAGGAGAUCGCUAAUGAGGACGAGGAAGAAGCCCCACCCACUGCUCCGCCCACUGCCACACCCACAAAACCAGCUACUAUCACUAAGAUGCCAGUCCAGAGUUCACAACUAACAGCAGUAUCAGAGAGAAUGGCGAUGUACGAGAAAGCUAUUGCGGAGGCUAAGGGCAAAGGUGACAGUUCAAAGGCCAGACGCUACACAAGAGCUCUGGACACCAUCAAGACCCUGCAGAGAAAGGCUCAGAGUGGGAAAGAUGUUAGUAUCGACGAUCUACCACCACCAGUGCCACUGUCAGGGGGUGGGGGUGAGGGGCCAAAGACUGCUACCACAGUACCACAGCCUACCACUGAGAUAACAGACGAUGAUCUGAUGGCGUGGGCCAAUAGUUCGUCUGACCCUUCACCUCCGGCACCUGCACCGAAACCACGCCCAGUUGCACAAAACACACCCCCUCAACCAAAACCACGCCCACCCAAGGAGACCCCACCCCCUCAACAAAGGCCACACCCAAAAGCCCCGCCCACUAGUAGUGACGGUCGUAUCGAUCUGGACGCUCCGGAAUUUGAUGAGUUCAAUUUAUCAGAUGAAGACAUGGCAAUGUUGGCAGCACAGAUGGACAGCCAUAAGGAUUCAGUGGUGAAGACUGAGCAUCAACCUCCUCCACCUCAGCCGAAACCAAGACAACAGGCCACACCCCCUCAGGCCAAACCACGCCCAAAAGCUCCGCCCACUAGCAGCGACGGUCGUAUUAAUCUAGACGCUCCGGAAUUUGAUGAGUUCAAUUUAUCAGAUGAAGACAUGGCAAUGUUGGCAGCACAGAUGGGGAAUGACAGUGCAAAGGUAACCAGCAGAAGGUUCCAUGAAUAAUGGGGCAUCAAAAGUCUCCUUUAUUCAGAGACAGUCCCUUGGUCUGAAAUAAGUGUCCUUCAAAUAUUCUUCCCCUCUCUCCAGAAACAGAAACUGGACUCACCGGCCAAACCCCCAACUCUCCCCGCACCAUCUCAGAGUUUGCCAGUCCCCCUGAUCCCCGGGGGGCCCCCCACGAAGGAGAACGUUCGUGCAGUUCUGGGGGAACGUCGGGACCAGUACACUGCUGCCAUGAAGCAAGCCAAGACCAGAAACAACACUGGGAAGGCGAGAGAAUAUGGGAAAAUGGCUGCCAUGUUUUCAAAGGUCCUGAAGGCAUUUGAUCAGGGGCAGCAAGUUGACCUGUCUAAUGUUCCUGCACCACCUCCCGGGUACACCGCACGGUUAACCUUCGACCUCUCGAGGUACAAGCCCCCGAAUACACAGCAGAGUCAGGUUGUCACGGAAACGCCCCAAGGUUCAGUAGUCACGGCGACGUCGCAGGAAAGGGAGGAAGGGGAGCAAUCAGAUCCAAGUAUCCCAGUCCCGCGGACGGUGAUGGAGGCUCUGGAGCAGAGACUGGCCAAGUACGUGGACACCCAGAGAGUGGCGCAGGAGAAAGACGAGACCUCACGAGUUAGGAGAAUGGGGCGCAUUGUUAAACAGUACCAAGAAGCCAUACGGAUGACAAAAGCCAAGAGGCCAUACAACUACUCCGAGUUGCCGGACCCCCCGGGAUAUCCCCCGAUUCCGGUACCCCGUUCCCCCAUACAAGCUCCGCAGACGUCUCUCCCUCCCUCCCUCCCCAAACCAACGCAGUCGCUCCCUCCCACUGGGUCAAAGUUCAUGCCAAACCCGACAGUGUCACAUGACCAGAUGGAAUUGCUGACUCAGCGACAGAAAGAGUUGCUGAGUGCGACCAAAGAAGCAAAGGUCAAAGGUGAUCGCGAGAAGACACUUCAUUUUCUUCGCUUGUACAAGGGGGUGGAGCAGAUGGUGGUUGCCGCUGGCAACGGACUCCGAGUUGACCUCUCUCAACUUCCUCCAUCUCCGUAUGCUGAUCUCAGCCAAACCAAGCCGUCUCCGACCGUUCUCUCUCACCUUCGACCUGCACAGGAAGGAGACAACGAGACGUUCGAACGCAUCAAGAAACAGCUGCAAGUACAGAUCGACCUUUGCACCUCAAACACUAAGCUGUACGAGGAGAUAAAGAACGUUGGCACGGCGACGCAGUACCAGAACAUGGGUAGAGAACUACAGCAGCAGUUACUGGCGAUUGAAGGAAUCCAAUCGCAAGGCCUGGCCCCGCCCAAAUUCACCAUGGAAACGAGGAAAUUCACCAUCGUCCACAGCCACACCCACUUGAGUGCUCAGCAGUGCGAGGUGGAGGUUGUCAAGGCGACGGCGAUCCCCAGACCAGAGGGGUACGAGGACAAGGACCUCAACGUGUACGUAGAGAUAGAGUUUCCAUGGCCAAGUGACGACCCUCCAAAGAUAUGCACUGAGUGUGUUAGGGGAAACGCCAGUCCAGAGUUCAACCAUAAGGAAAGGUUUGAGAUAGAGAGGAGACAUGUGCGGAGUAUAACCAGGAUUCUAAAAAGGUCACCUCUCAAAUGUGGUCUCUGGCAGAAGAGAACUCUGCGGAAACACAUCUUCAUCGGUCAGGGUGUGCUGCAGUUGGAGAAGCUGGAGACAAGGAGUGAGGUGAGAGGAACCAUCGACCUCCUCGAUGAGAAGGCUCGGAAACCAGUCGGGGGGAAGAUGGAGCUGGUUGCUAGGCUACGAGAACCUCUCUCUGAAGUCAGAAGACCAAACUUCAAGGAAGAAGCCGAAACCACGAGUCGUGUUCUUGCAGGCAGAGACGCGGAGGAGAAAGAGGAACAAUGGCUGGUGUUUCAGGAGGCCAUAGCAGUGACAUCAUCAGUCAAGAUGCCCCGCCCCACUCCCUCGGGCCCCGCCCCUUCAGUAAAUCUCGCUUCCCUGUCUCCAGUCAAGAUUGACGCCACCACAAGCAUUGAGGCUCUCAAGAUAGAGCUGAAUUUGGUGCAGAAUGCGAUAAAGAGAGGCCAUAAAGACCCGGCCACUGUCCAGAAGGGAAGACAGAUCCAGGCGAGGCUGCAGGUAAUUCGCCAGAGACUGCAGAGUGACCCUCAGUUCAGAGCCAUGUACAGCAGACAGAUCUUGCAGUUAAGGCGGCAAGCAAUGCAGCAGGAACUAAAGACUCUACCUGGCAAGAAAUGACUUGCCAUAUCUAUAGAGCCAUAUCUAUACUAACUGCAACGAUAUGUAUUAUUGUGUUGAUUUCUUGUCCGUCUUGAGUGUUUUUUGGUUGCAUAUGACAAUGUACAUUUGCUGAAUCAGCAAUUUAGCACAACAAACGAUACAACAGGAGUGCAUGUAUAAUUGGGUAGCCGUAGCAACACAAAUACAAACACAAACACAGAGUCACACGUUGAAAGAUACAUACAUUGAGAGUGACAAACAUGUUGCUAGGUAACGAGUCACAUUGGUCAUGUGACACAAUACGCAGGAGAUACACAAUAAAAUUACAGCAAUGACGAACGACAGGCGGUCGUGAAGAUUCACAUGCAAAAUUGAGUGACUUACAAAAGAGAGAAAUAAUAUUCACAAAUUGCUAUAACGAGGAGUUAGCUCAGUGUGUGUAAGAGGGAGGGGACAGACGAACGGACGAAUAGAGACAGACUGUCACACAGACGGACAGAGGGCCCCUGGGGAUCGAGGGGACAGGAAAACAAGACAAGUUACAAAUGUCUUACAAGUUACAAAACAAGGAAACAUUAUCUACAUCACCCCUUACAGAUAACAUACACACAUUACAUCAUCUUCUGUACAAAACAUGGAGCCGACACCCAACAUACAAGAUAACAUUCUCAAUUGGACAAUUAAGGAUUACAUCAUCAUCAUCAUUUCAUCAGCCCUCUGAAUCAAAACUGCCUCAAAACCACAAAAUCGGGGGGCAAAUGGUAGAUAUGCUACCUCCGAAGUGCUGGAGAAGCAGUGAGCAGCUCACCUGCUAGUAUGGCUUGCUAGCGUCCUUGGGCCUCUUGAGCUGAACUUUCAACCUCUUUGUCCCGAUUUGGAACCCAUUCAUGGCCUGAAUGGCACUCUGAGCCGAGAGCGGAUUGUCGUAGCUCACGAACCCGAAGCACUUGCUAAGAUUUGUAUGUUUGUCGAUGAACACCUUGGAGCUGAUGACGCUGCCAAACGGCUGGAACAUCUGGACCAGGUCCAUGUCCUGCACAUCGUUCGGGAGGUGGUAGAUGAACAGAUUGCAGCCUUCCGGACCUUCACGUUGCUUUUGGUGGACUGUUGCGUCCCGUUGUUUCUGGUAGAGGUAAUUAUGGGCGGCACCGACAGGGAAGCCGGGCGUGGUCGACUGAGGGGAGGAGAGGGUGGGAGUGGUGUAACCUGCGAGGGAGGAGGCGGAGGCUAGGUACGGCACCAACGGAACAGGGGUGCCUGCUGCCAAGGCAACUGUUGCCAUGGUUUUGACAGUACACAGCAUCGGGAGACGGGAAGACACAGCACAAGAACACAUCGGGCAACGGGACGAACACAUCGGGCAAUGGGACGCACAAACAGAGCCAUCAGAAGACGAGACAGCAUAUCACAGCACACACAGUACGUAGAGGCAUCGGGGUAUGGGACGAACAAACAGGACGGCCAAUUCACGAUGGGGCGAGACAAAGAGAGACAU
Molecule: messenger RNA, 5575 nt
Organism: Geodia barretti
Lineage: Eukaryota; Metazoa; Porifera; Demospongiae; Tetractinellida; Geodiidae
Source: the annotation of a GenBank genome assembly